AUGUCCUCCACCGCCGUGCACGCGCCGCACCAUCUCCCCACCUCAUACCACCCUCCCACCAUCAGCACCACCAGCCGCUCGAGCGCCUCGCGACCCAUCCCACCCGCCGCGCCCUCCCCUCCCCCGCACCCCUCACCCUCCCCCCCCCCGCUGACGGCAUCGACACCCACGACAAUGGCGAACGCACAAUGGCUCUUCAGCGCCUCGGAGAUCGCGAAUUCACCGAGCGUGGCGGCGGGGCUGACGCCGGCGGAGGAAAGGGCGAGGCGCGCGAAGGGGGUUAAUUUUAUUGUGCAGGCGGGGAUGUUGUUGAAGGUGCCGCAGGUGACGUUGGGGAGCGCGGCGGUGUUUUUUCAGAGGUUUUAUAUGAGGGUGGGGAUGGUGGGGGAGAGGGGGGUGCAUCAUUAUAACAUCGCAGCAACCAGCCUCUUCCUCGCCACCAAAGCCGAAGAAAACUGCCGCAAAACCAAAGAAAUCGUUAUCGCCGUCGCCAAAGUCGCCCAAAAGAACGCCAACCUCGUCAUCGACGAGCAAUCCAAAGAGUUCUGGCGCUGGAAAGACUCCAUCUUGCUCUACGAAGAGACGAUGCUCGAGCUGCUCACCUUCGACGUCGUCCUCGAGAGCCCGUAUAGUCAUCUCCAGAGUAUACUCCAGCAGUUGGGGUUGGAGCAUGAUAAGGCGCUGAGGAAUAUUGCGUGGGCUUUCUUGAAUGAUAGUCAGAUGACGACGAUGUGUUUGAGGAUGGGGCCGAGGGAUGUCGCUGUUGCGGCGGUGUAUUUUGCUGCGAGGUAUAAUGGGGAGAAGAUCCCGGAUGAGGGGGGACGGCCGUGGUGGGUUAGGGCGGGGGGGGAUGAGGAGAGAAUUGGGGAGGCGGUGGCGGUUGUGCAGGAGUUUUAUGCGGAGAACCCCCUUGGGAGGACGGAUUUACCGCUGGAGGGCAGUCCGGGGGGAAGUGCGGGGGAGCUGGAGGCGACGAGGGAAAGGGGGGGGGAGAGCCCGGAGAGUGUGAAGGAACAGGGUGGGGAGGGGGGGGAGAGGUCGCCGACUGAAAGGACGGGGGCGGAGGCGGGGGAUGAUGAUGCGGUGUUGAAGAGGGUGGCUAAUGAUCCGGCGACGCAUGAGAGGGGUGAUGAGGCAGUAACGUCGAUAGAGGGCGUGCCGCCGAAGAGGAAGGAGAGUUUAGUCGAUGUUGAUACUGGGGAGAGGGAUUCGAAGAGGAUUAAAUCUGGGGAUAAGGAUGAGAGAGAGGAGAGCGAGGAGGGGGAGGUGGAGGAGUAGAGCUGCUCACUGCUUGUUGUUGUUGGAUGGCGAGGGGGGGUUCGGAUGGAUGGCGUACUUGUGGCGUUUUUUUGCUGGCUGGUUUAUCACUGUGUACUUACUAUGGAGCAAACGGAGGACUGAGGGAGGGAUCUUCUGAACCGCCCGCGCUGGGAAAACUGGGCGGAGAGAGUGGCGGUGCCCACAUUUGUACUAUUUGCUCCAUUGAUGGAAUGAUAAUGUUAAUUCUGAGAUAACAACUUCGAGCCGCAAUAGGCCUCAAAUCGAAGAC
This is a messenger RNA of Pseudogymnoascus destructans, 1549 nucleotides long. RefSeq lists its product as uncharacterized. Gene Ontology annotation, molecular function: cyclin-dependent protein serine/threonine kinase activator activity. Lineage: Eukaryota; Fungi; Ascomycota; Leotiomycetes; Thelebolales; Thelebolaceae. The transcript has 2 exons. The coding region runs from base 1 to 1278 and encodes 425 amino acids. Gene Ontology annotation, cellular component: nucleus; cyclin/CDK positive transcription elongation factor complex. Gene Ontology annotation, biological process: positive regulation of DNA-templated transcription, elongation; regulation of transcription by RNA polymerase II. The record is from RefSeq and is a predicted model, not a curated record.